Molecule: messenger RNA, 672 nt
Organism: Colletotrichum spaethianum
Lineage: Eukaryota; Fungi; Ascomycota; Sordariomycetes; Glomerellales; Glomerellaceae
Product: coiled-coil domain-containing protein 124
Exons: 2
Coding region: 1-672 (223 amino acids)
Biological process (GO): transcription by RNA polymerase II
Cellular component (GO): nucleus
Molecular function (GO): transcription coactivator activity
Source: RefSeq, a predicted model, not a curated record
AUGGCUGGCAAGAAGGGAGCAGACAACAGCAAGAAGGCCGCUGGCAACGCCCGCAAGACCGAAGCAGCCGCCCAAAAGGCCGCCGCCGAGGACGCGAAGAAGGCCGCCGCCGAGGAGGCUGAAUGGUCAAAGGGUGCCAAGGGCAACGCGAAGAAGGAGGCGGAAGCCGCCAAAAAGGCCGAGGCAGCUCGGAAGAAGGCCGAGAAGGAGGCUCUCCUGAAGGAGGAGGAGGCCAACACACCGGGUCGAGCUGGCCCGAAGAACAGCAAGACGGCUGUCAAGAAGACGCGCGGGCUCGACCUGUCGCAGCUCGACGAUGACCGCAGCGGCGGCUCGCUCGCAGCGCUCAACGCCACGGGUAUCGACAACGCGCUUGACGCCCUCUCGCUGACGGGAUCCGACAACAACGCCAAGGUCGACAGGCACCCCGAGCGACGGUUCAAGGCGGCGUAUGCGGCCUUUGAGGAGCGCCGCCUCAAAGAGAUGGACGACGACGGCACGGGCCAGGGCCUGCGUCUGCAGCAGAGGAAGGACAAGAUCAGGAAGGAGUUUGAGAAGAGCCCGGAGAACCCCUUCAACCAGGUGAACGCGAAGUUCGACACCACAAAGGAGGAGCUGGCCGAGAUCAAGCAGAAGGAGAAGAGCAAGAUCGAGGCCAGACUCGGGAAAUAG